CUUUGUAUUGUUUUCUUUCUUACGUUCAUCUGAUUUGAUAAGUUAAUUUCCUUGUGUUUAGGGUUUUGACAAUGGCGAUCCAAGGGAGGAAGAUGACGACGACGAUAAUCGCGCUGCUUGCUUGCUUUGCCUUUCAGAUCUGCUUUUCUUCCGAAGCGAUCUUUUACGAAUCUUUUGAGGACUCUUUCGAAGGACGUUGGAUUGUGUCUGAGAAGGAUGAAUACAACGGUGUGUGGAAACUCUCAAAGAGUGAAGGACAUGAUGAUCAUGGGCUUCUUGUCAGCGAGAAAGCUAGGAAGUAUGCCAUUGUGAAAGAACUUGAUGAAGUUUUGGAGCUUAAGGACAAAACAAUUGUCCUGCAAUUUGAGGUUCGGCUCCAAAAUGGUCUCGAGUGCGGUGGUGCAUACUUGAAGUAUCUCCGAACUCAGGAUGCUGGCUGGAAAGCAAAGGAAUUUGACAACGAUUCUCCAUACUCUAUAAUGUUUGGGCCCGACAAAUGUGGAUCCACUAACAAGGUUCACUUCAUCCUCAAGCACAAGAACCCGAAGAACGGGGAGUAUGUUGAGCACCAUCUAAAGAACCCUCCAUCUGUUCCGUCUGACAAGCUCACACAUGUGUACACUGCAAUAUUGACUCCUGACAAUGAAGUUAGGAUUCUGGUAGAUGGUGAGGAGAAGAAGAAAGCAAAUUUCCUUUCAUCUGAUGAUUUUGAGCCCUCUUUGAUUCCUGUGAAGACAAUUCCUGAUCCAAAUGAUAAGAAGCCAGAGGACUGGGAUGAGCGAGCAAAGAUUCCAGACGCAGAUGCUGUGAAGCCAGAUGAUUGGGACGAGGAUGCACCAAUGGAAAUUGAAGAUGAGGAUGCUGUGAAACCUGAAGGGUGGUUGGAUGAUGAGCCAGAGGAAGUUGAUGAUCCUGAAGCAACAAAGCCAGAAGAUUGGGAUGACGAAGAGGAUGGUGAAUGGGAGGCACCAAAGAUCGAUAACCCCAAGUGUGAGACAGCUCCUGGUUGUGGUGAGUGGAAGAAGCCAAUGAAGAAGAACCCUGCUUAUAAAGGAAAGUGGCAUGCACCUCUGAUUGAUAACCCAAAUUACAAGGGCAUUUGGAAACCCCAAGAUAUUCCAAACCCUGAUUAUUUUGAGAUUGAGAAACCUGACUUUGAGCCUAUUGCUGCAAUUGGUAUUGAGAUCUGGACAAUGCAGGAUGGUAUUUUGUUUGACAAUAUCCUGAUUGAUGCCGAUGAGAAGGUAGCAGAAUCAUAUAGGCAAACUGCUUGGAAGCCGAAGUUUGACGCUGAGAAAGAGAAAGAGAAGGCUGAGGAAGCAGCCGCUGGUUCUUCGGAUGGUCUCUCUGACUUCAAGAAGAAAAUAUUUGAUGUUCUCUACAAGAUAGCUGAUUUGCCUUUCUUAAGCCCAUACCAUCCGAAGAUCAUUGAUCUCAUCGAAAAGGGAGAAAAACAACCCAACAUUACAAUCGGCAUCCUUGUUUCAAUUGUGAUUGUAAUCCUGACCGUGUUGUUCAGACUUGUUUUCGGUGGCAAAAAGCAACCGGUGAUAAACAAUUCUGCCACAACUACGGUGGCUCCCGAGUCUUCAAACAAUCAAGGAAGUGGUGAAGAGAAGGAAGAUGAGAAGGAGAAGGAAGAGGAGACGGAGAAGGAGGAUGCAGGUGCAGCAGUUCCACCCCGAAGAAGGUCUUCCAGAAGGGAAAAUUGAAAGAAAAUAGCAUUUACUGGUUCUUGAAAGUUUUGAGUUAGAGGACUGACAACUUGUGAGGUUGUAUUCUUUGCUUAGUUUCCAUUUGAGUAUUAGAACGUUUAAACUCUUUUGGAAUUGGUUGGUGGUUAUAAUUAUUUAUGUUUAUCAGACCUACGAAGGACCUCAUUUGAAAGGUUUUGAUCUCAUGUGCUUUAUUCCUAAAUCUUUUUAAAUAGAAAUAACCUUGGAUACUAUAAA
Humulus lupulus (European hop) is the source of this 1952-nucleotide messenger RNA. RefSeq names its product calnexin homolog. Gene Ontology annotation, molecular function: calcium ion binding. The coding region runs from base 72 to 1712 and encodes 546 amino acids. The transcript has 6 exons. The record is from RefSeq and is a predicted model, not a curated record. Gene Ontology annotation, cellular component: endoplasmic reticulum membrane; endoplasmic reticulum. NCBI's taxonomy places the organism in Eukaryota, Viridiplantae, Streptophyta, Magnoliopsida, Rosales, Cannabaceae. Gene Ontology annotation, biological process: protein folding.